Molecule: messenger RNA, 837 nt
Organism: Sphenostylis stenocarpa
Lineage: Eukaryota; Viridiplantae; Streptophyta; Magnoliopsida; Fabales; Fabaceae
Source: the annotation of a GenBank genome assembly
AUGCAUGAAAGGCAGCGUUUGGAAGAAAAACGGGAUUUGUGCGACCCUAAUUCUCUGCUUUCGGCGAGAGACACUCAUCAUGAGCAUGAGACAGAUAUGGAUCCCGUUCUCUUCAACGACCUCGUUCAGAUUGUCCCUCUAGUGCAAUCCUUCAUCGAUGGUGAAGAGAGAAGUUCAUUCACCCGUCAGGGUUCCAUGGUAUACACGAAGAGACCUUCAAGGAAGUCGCUUUUGAAAAUUAGGUUUGAUAUGAGAAAAGGACAGAAAGAUGAGCGCGUCAUAUUGAAGGAGAAGGUAGAGGAGCUGCAAAAGAAAAUAUUGGAGAAAGAUCAACUCAUAGAGUUGGGAGAAAACACAAAGAAACCGAUGAAAGCUCUUGAACAAAAACUUGAUGAACUGAAACACCAGGCUUCAGAAAAGGACUCUUUACUGAAGUCCACAAAACAACAACUCUUUGAUGUGAAGAUUGAGCUUGCUGAUAAACAAGCGGCUAUUGAAAAGAUACAGUGGGAAACAAUGACAUCUAACAAGAAAAUGGAGAAAUUGCAUGAACAGCUAGAUUCCAUGCAAGAAGAUAUUUCAUCAUUUACAUUGUUGCUUAAAGGCUUGACGAUUCCUGACCCAGCUGAACAAGCCGAUCAUUAUGAUAUUAAGCCAUAUGAGUUCAAUCAUUUGCCUAGUAUAGAUGAUUUGGACGAGAUGGAAAUGCAGAAAAUGGAAGAAGCUAGAAAAAAAUAUAUUGCUGCUGUUAUUGCUGCAAAGGAAAAACAAGAUGAAGAAUAUCUUGCCACUGUUGUCAAUGAAAGGUUACAACUUCAGUCAAUUCUUUUCAAGUAA